UGCUUUGUAGACUCCGCCUGGUGGCUAGUGGACAACAUGGCCUUCAACCACACUGCUGGGACCCAGGGCCAGGGCCUUCCACACUACCUGCCAGAGGAGGACCCCUUUACUUCUAAACUUUCCUGGGAAGCAGAUAUAGUGGCUGGCUUCUACCUCACCAUCAUUGGGAUUCUGUCCACAUUUGGAAAUGGGUAUGUCCUUUAUAUGUCUUCUAGACGAAAGAAGAAGCUGAGACCUGCUGAGAUAAUGACGAUCAAUUUAGCUGUCUGUGAUCUGGGGAUUUCAGUUGUAGGCAAGCCGUUCACCAUCAUCUCUUGUUUCUGUCACCGCUGGGUGUUUGGUUGGAUUGGCUGUCGCUGGUAUGGAUGGGCCGGAUUUUUCUUUGGCUGUGGAAGUCUUAUCACCAUGACUGCUGUGAGCCUAGAUCGGUACCUGAAAAUCUGCUAUCUAUCUUAUGGGGUCUGGCUGAAGAGGAAGCAUGCCUACAUCUGCCUGGCUGUCAUCUGGGCCUACGCUUCCUUCUGGACCACCAUGCCGCUGGUGGGCCUGGGGGACUACGUGCCUGAGCCCUUCGGCACCUCGUGCACCCUGGACUGGUGGCUGGCCCAGGCCUCACUGGCGGGUCAGGUGUUCAUCCUGAACAUCCUCUUCUUCUGCCUCCUGCUCCCCACGUCCGUGAUCGUGUUCUCCUAUGUGAAGAUCAUCGCCAAGGUGAAGUCCUCGUCCAAAGAGGUCGCUCACUUCGACAGCAGGAUUCCCAGCAGCCACGUGCUGGAGAUGAAGCUGACCAAGGUGGCCAUGCUGAUCUGUGCUGGCUUCCUGAUUGCCUGGAUUCCGUACGCAGUGGUGUCCGUGUGGUCGGCCUUCGGGAGGCCAGACUCCAUCCCCAUCCAGCUCUCCGUGGUGCCCACCCUGCUGGCGAAGUCUGCCGCCAUGUACAACCCCAUCAUCUACCAGAUCAUCGAUUACAAAUUCGCCUGCUGCCAAAACCGUCGUUUGAGAGCGACCAAGAAGAAAUCUUUGGAAGACUUCAGGCUGCACACUGUGACCACAGACCGGAAGUCUGCUGUGCUGGAAAUCCAUCAAGAGAGCAGUUCCCGAUUUGCUAGCACCCAUGUUAUGGAUGAGAGUCACGAUAAUGGUGGUGGCUGUGGCGAGAAAUAUGCACCUGUUUUGGGAGGCCGAGAAACCCCCACACCUGUUCACCCGGGCUUCAGAAAUAAGUGGCAAGCUCCAGUGCAUGUGUUGAAACACGCUGACAAAGAACCAGAGCUGACUGAGACCGGAGCAGGAAGUCAUCUCACCUCCGUCCCGCCCAACAAGCCAAAGAGGGCUGGGCUGGCCUGGGAGAGCCAGGCAGUCCUGGGUGAUGACGCUCUGCUCUCUGCAGCAGCCCUGGACGCCCUGGGAAGUGAACGAAUUGUUUUGACCAAGUGGUCCAGCAACUUUGACACACUGCAAAAAUCAGAAGCCUGGGGACAGUGUGUGGCGGCCCAGCGUGUGCCCGUCCCUCUUCUUCUCUUAAGAGAACAAGGCCCGUCAAGAAUGGAUUUGUUACGCACAGAUUCCUCAGACCCCCGGCUGGAGUGUUUGGCCAGCUGUCACAUGUUUCCGCUGUGGGAAGACGUGGCGCACCUUGGUCCAGUCAUACUUCUGACCAUUGACUCGAGCAAUAAUAGACUUGAAAAGCAAUGCAAGAUGGAAUACAAACUCUUCAACAAGAUGCUCUUUGGUUCUGAAGCUGCUUUCUUGCUGUGCAAAUGCAGUUCUUCUGCGGGUAGCAUGCAUGCAGGCUACAUUGCAUUAAAGGCUGUGGAACACAUUCUUGGCCUUUGCUCCCGGUGA
Dipodomys ordii (Ord's kangaroo rat) is the source of this 1845-nucleotide messenger RNA. RefSeq names its product opsin 5 (gene Opn5). The record is from RefSeq and is a predicted model, not a curated record. Gene Ontology annotation, cellular component: membrane. Gene Ontology annotation, biological process: G protein-coupled receptor signaling pathway; visual perception. Lineage: Eukaryota; Metazoa; Chordata; Mammalia; Rodentia; Heteromyidae. Gene Ontology annotation, molecular function: G protein-coupled receptor activity.